This is a messenger RNA of Danio rerio (zebrafish), 5844 nucleotides long. The record is from RefSeq and is a predicted model, not a curated record. Lineage: Eukaryota; Metazoa; Chordata; Actinopteri; Cypriniformes; Danionidae.
AUGGACGUCUUUACUCCAUCUUUGUGUAUUUUUCUUGUUUUAGAGUUCUGACGACAUGCUAUUAGAUUUGUUUGUAACGUCUAGUGUUUCGUUUUUGACAUAAACUUGAACUUUUACUAUGAACCUAAAUGGAUGUGAUCACAAAAGACGAGGAUCAGGCAUUUCAUGUUCGUUCCAGGAUGGAGGCCUCGUGUCUGGAACUGGCUCUGGAAGGAGAGCGUCUGUGUAAAGUGGGAGAUUACCGUGCGGGCGUCUCGUUUUUUGAAUCCGCCAUCCAGGUGGGCACUGAAGACCUGCAGAUUCUAAGCGCCAUCUACAGUCAGCUGGGCAAUGCCUACUUUCACCUGCACGACUACAAUAAGGCUCUGGAGUACCAUCGGCAUGACCUCACACUCACCAGAACUAUUGGAGAUCAGUUGGGAGAAGCUAAAGCCAGUGGUAACCUUGGAAACACAUUGAAGGUUCUCGGUCGCUAUGAUGAAGCAGCAGUUUGUUGCCAAAGACACCUAGAUAUUGCCAGGACGCUCCAUGAUAAGGUGGGGCAGGCUCGAGCGCUAUAUAAUUAUGGGAAUGUGUACCACGCCAAAGGGAAGAACAUAUGUUGGAGUGGGAUGGACCCUGGAGAAUUUCCAGAAGAGGCACACAUCGCGCUGAAGAAAGCGACAGAGUUAUACGAAGCGAAUCUGGCCAUUGUGAAAGAGUUGGGCGACAGAGCGGCUCAAGGCAGGACCUACGGUAACCUUGGCAACUCGCACUAUUUGCUCGGAAACUUCCAGGAUGCUGUUCUCGCACAUGAGCAGCGUCUCCUCAUUGCAAAGGAGUUUGGAGACCGAGCUGCAGAGAGGAGAGCAUAUUGCAAUCUUGGAAAUGCAUACAUAUUCCUUGGAAAGUUUGAAGUCGCUGCAGAGCAUUACAAACGGACUCUACAGUUGGCGCGUCAGCUGAAGGACCGGGCGGUGGAGGCUCAGGCCUGCUACAGUCUGGGAAACACAUACACCCUCCUGCAGGACUACGAGAGAGCCAUCGACUAUCACCUCAAACAUCUGAUCAUCGCUCAGGACUUGAAGGACCGGAUUGGUGAAGGAAGAGCCUGCUGGAGUUUAGGGAACGCCUACACCGCUUUGGGAAACCACGAACAGGCCAUGAGCUUUGCUGAAAAGCAUCUGGAGAUUUCCAAAGAGAUUGGAGAUCGCAGUGGGGAGCUGACAGCCAGAAUGAACGUGUCUGAUCUGCAGUUAGUUUUGGGACUGGUGCAAAACAACUCAAACCCUAACAGCUCUGUUUUAAUUGGGAGUCCGGCCGCUGACAGCAGUCUGACCGACGGACGAUCCAGAGGAAGCCGGAGACUCAGCAUGGAGAACAUGGAGCUCAUGAAACUGACCUCGGAGAAAAAUAUGGGUCAGAGCUCGGAGGAGACUACAACCCCUCAACAAACCAAAUCGCCAAGCAAAACAACUAUAGCCAAGACCUCUUCCAAGCUUUUCUUCAUCAAUCGCUUCAAAAGUAAAAAGCACAGGCCGAACGAUUCAAGCCUUAGUACACCUACUGAGAAUAAUAACAACAGCAGCAGCAGCGGCGGCACUCCUUCAGCACCUCUGGAAACACAGUAUGCUCCAGACACUCUGGGGGACGACGGCUUCUUUGACCUCCUCAGCCGUUUUCAAGGGAGCCGCAUGGAUGACCAAAGGUGCUCAUUAGAGGACGGCACUCGCCGUGUUCCUGCCCCUUCCUUCCCCUGUGAAACCCCGUCUGUAGCCUUAAGGAAACCUACUUCCGCGUGCGAAACCGAGGCCUCAGCACAGCCAGGACAUUUUCUAGACCUGCUGGCCAGUUCUCAGAGCCGCCGGCUGGACGAGCAGCGGGUCAGUGUGGACAGUCUGCCGGGUCUCCGUCUGGAUCAACGCCACAGCCAGGACGUCCUCAGCAAACUCAUGGCCACGGGCAAUAGCAGAGAGGCAGAUGAAAACUUCUUCGACAUGCUGAUUAAAUGCCAGGGAUCCAGGCUGGAUGAUCAGAGAUGUGCUCCUCCUCCUCCUCCAACCAGAGGUCCUACAGUCCCAGAUGAAGACUUCUUCAGCCUCAUCCUUCGCUCGCAGGCCAAACGCAUCGAUGAGCAGAGGGUCAUUUUACCGACAGACUCCAGACCUGUUCACACAAACCCUGACUGACCGGCUCCUUUACCAAAACUGAUGUUUGUUUGUUUUUUGGUAUUAUUUGAAGAUAUUAAUCAUGUACUGCACUAUAUUUUCUUCCUCAGUGUUUGAUCUACAUGAAGAUGUUUACUUGAAGCUACAAAUUUUAUAUCAAAUCUUUAUGCUUAUAGUUUCCUUAUUCGACAUUUGUUUCCUAAUUUUAAGCAUAAAUAGUAAGUGUUUAGAUAUUUAAACAGUUAAAUGAUUAUGAUAAUCUGGUUAAUAUUUUCACAAUUCUGAGUUUAUUUUCUGCCAUUUAGUUUUUUUUUCAUAAAAUUCAGACUUUACAUAGCAAUUCUAACGUAAAAUAAUAGCAAUAAAUUCAGAAUUGUUUGAUAUUAAGAUAUUAAUCGUGCUGCACUAAAUUUUCUUGGUCAGUGUUUGAUACAAAUGACAAGUUUUUGUAAUGAUAUCAAAUCUUUAUCAAAUCUAAAUUCUAUCAGCAAUUUUAUUCCAUAUUUUUUCCUAUUUUAGGAGGAAAAAAAUAAAUGAUAGUUGCAUUUUUGGUUUGUUUUCACAUUUCUGACUUUCUUGCCAUUUAGUUUUAAUUUAGACCUUAUAUGACACAAUUCUGACUUAAAAUAAUACCAAAUAAAUCAGUGUUAGAUAUAAAGAUAUUAAUCGCUGCACUGCACUCAGUUUUCUCAGUGUCAGUGUUUUAUCUAAAUGAAGAUGUUUACUUGAAGCAAAGUUUUUCUUAUGAUAUCAAAUCUUCAUCAAAUCAAAAUCUUAACCUCUAUUAGUUUCUAUUAACUUCAAAUUGUUUUUAUUUCCCCUUUUUUCUUAUUUUAGGGGGGAAAAUAAAUAUUUUUUAUUCAGACUUUAUACCACAAUUCUGACUUAAUAUCCAACAAUUAAGAUUUUUUUUUUGGUAUUAUUUUAAGAUAUUAAUCAUGCACUGCAUUUUCUUGGUGAGUGUUUGAUCUAAAUCAGGAGUGUCCAAACUCAGUCCUGGAAGGCUGGUCUCCUGCAUAUUUUAGUUCCAACUCUAUUAUGAAUUAGAUUUAUUUGUUAAACAGCUAAUCAAGCUCUUUCUAGGUAUACCAGAAAUUUUCAGGUAGGUGUGUUAAAGAAAGCUGAAGCUGAACAGUGCAGGACACCGGCCCUCCAGGACUAAGUUUGGACACCCCUGAUAUAGACUAUAUACACUAAACGUCUCUUCUCUACAUAGAAAUUUAAAAUGAUUUCGAUUUGCGAGAUAUAAAUCAUGAGAUUUGUUAGAUGUGUUAAUAAAUUGUGAGAUGUAAAGUCGAAACCUAAGAUACUAUGACAUGGAAGAUGAAAUUAUAAUUACUAAAAAUACUAUACCAGGUUGUCCAAACUCAGUCCUGGAGGGCCGGUGUCCUGCACCUUUUAGGUCCACCCUCAUUUAAACACACCUGAACCAACUAAUCAAGCUCUUUCUAGAUAUACCAGAAACUUCCAGGGAGGUGUAUUUAAGGAAGCUGGAGCUCAACUAUGCAGGACACCGGCCCUCCUGGACUGAGUUCAGACACCCCUGAUAUAGACUAUAUACUUAACGUCUCUUCUCUAAAUAGAAUUUUAAAAAAUUAUUUCGAUUUGUGAGAUAUAAAUGAUGAAAUUUGUAAAAUUCAUUGAUGACUUUAUGAGUUGUGAAAUGUAAAGUCGCAACCUAAGAUUCUACAACAUGGAAGAUGAAAUUAUAAUUACAAAAAAUACUUUACCAGGAUGUCCAAACUCAGUCCUGGAGGGCCAGUGUCCUGCACCUUUUGGGUCCAACCUCAAUUAAACACACCUGAACCAGCUAAUCAAGCUCUUUCUAGAUAUACUAGAAACUUCCAGGGAGGUGUAUUGAAGGAAGCUGGAGCUCUACUAUGCAGGACACCGGCCCUCCAGGACUGAGUUUGGACAUCCCUGAUAUAGACUAUAUACACUAAACGUCUCUUCUCUAAAUAGAAUUUUAAAAAUGAUUUUGAUUUGUGAGAUAUCAAUGAUGAAAUUUGUAAAAUGCAUUGAUGAAUUUAUGAGCUGUGAGAUGUAAAGUCGCAACCUAAGAUACUACAACAUGGAAGAUGAAAUUAUAAUUACAAAAAAUACUUUACCAGGGUGUCCAAACUCAGUCCUGGAGGGCCAGUGUCCUGCACCUUUUGGGUCCAACCUCAAUUAAAAACACCCGAACCAGCUAAUCAAGCUCUUACUAGGUUUACUAGAAAUUUCUAAGGAGGUGUGUUGAAGGAAGUUGGAGCUCUAAUAAAAAUGUGGCCCUCAAUGACUGGGUUUGGACACCCCUGAUAUAGACUAUAUACACUAAACGUCUCUUCUCCAAAUAGAACUUUAAAAUGAUUUCGAUUUGCGAGAUAUAAAUGAUGAGAUUUGUGAAAUGUAAAGUCGAAACCUAAAAUAUUACAACAUGGAAGAUGAAAAUAUAUUUAUUAAAAAUACAAUACCAGGGUGUCCAAACUCAGUCCUGGAGGGCCAGUGUCCUGCACCUUUUAGGUCCACCCUCAAUUAAACACACCUGAACCAGCUAAUCAAGCUCUUUCUAGAUAUACCAGAAACUUCCAGGGAGGUGUAUUGAAGGAAGCUGGAGCUAAACUAUGCAGGACACCGGUCCUCCUGGACUGAGUUCAGACACCCCUGAUAUAGACUAUAUACUUAACGUCUCUUCUCUAAAUAGAAUUUUUUUAAUGAUUUCGAUUUGUGAGAUAUAAAUGAUGAAAUUUGUAAAAUUCAUUGAUGACUUUAUGAGUUGUGAGAUGUAAAGUCGCAACCUAAGAUACUACAACAUGGAAGAUGAAAAUAUAAUUACAAAAAAUACUUAACCAGGAUGUCCAAACUCAGUCCUGGAGGGCCGGUGUCCUGCCCUUUUUAGGUCCACCCUCAAUUAAACACACCUGAACCAGCUAAUCAAGCUCUUUCUAGGUAUACCAGAAACUUCCUGGGAGGUGUAUUGAAGGAAGCUGGAGCUCUACUAUGCAGGACACCGGCCCUCCAGGACUGAGUUCAGACACCCCUGCCUAAGAUACUACGACAUGGAAGACGAAAUUAUAAUUAAGUAGUAUACUAUAGUAUUUAUAAAUAUAAUUUAGUCUUCCAUGUUGUAAUAUCUUAGGUUUUGACUUUCUCACAACUCAAUUCAUCAACGCAUCUCACAAUUUGUAUCUCGCAAAUCUAAUUUUUUUUAAAUAAUGUUUGCAUAUACAUCUCAAUAUUCAGGCUUUUCCCGUCUCAAAAUUCCAAUUUAACAACUUUAAAUUUGGCUCAAUUUCUUGCUAUUUGGAUUUUACAACUUGUUUACUCAGCAUUGUGAUAUAAAGUAGAAGUAAAAUAUGACAUCUGUACAGGAUAAAAACACUGAGGAAGAAAAACUUUGUAUUUUGCAGUCCUUACUGAAGUUUUCCUCCUGAAUCGUUGAUCCUGGAAGAUUUUUUCUCUUCUCAUUUUGGACUUGAAGAUUUUGGUAGGAGAAGAUAAAUGAAGACUUUCAAUCAUUGCUUUAUUCACAUUUGUUUGUGCUCAAUAGAUGCUGAUUCUGAAUCAGACCCAAACCCCACAGUCUCUUCUCAGGGAUUCAGAGCAAUGCACUGAACGUGUGUCCCUCACCUGGAUAACUGGAUGGAUUUAAUCAGCUUUUACUGGACCCUUUUUAUAUACAUAUAUAUAUUUUAAACACUAAACCUAGUAUACUCUC